AUGGGUGGGUCAAAGAUGCUCCCGGAGAUGACGUGUGGUGCCAAAAUGCCUAAAAAGUUAUCAUGGGGGCCCAUGAUUGAGAAACCAGAGGACAAAGCCAGGAAAGCUGUUCAGCUGAAGAUAGCAAAGAACUCCUUCCACCAGAAUCCUCGUGAAACUUAUCCACAUAACCCUUCAGAGUGGAGAACAUACACAUUUGAGCCUCGCUUUAUCCAGCCCAGAAUUGUUGAGCAGCCUGAUGCAGCUAGUUUGAAGAAGCAAUGUGUCUACCAAAAGAAGCUGGAGAAGGAGAAAUCUAAGACCAUGAAGAAAAAGUCAGACUUUUUCCUCUCAAAGUUUGUCAAGUUAGCAAAGAUUAAAAAGAAAGAGAUCUACAUUUGGGAGGAAAAGUUGAAACCAGAAAGGAUCAAGAUUCUCUUAAAAUGCUUAGACUCCCCGGUGGAACUUGAACAACUCUAUGCAGCUCAGGCCCUUGGAAAACUUGGAUUUGGUGAAGAAUCUGUUCUAUCUGCACUCCAUAAUACACUUCAGGAAAGCAACAGUCUACCUUUGCAGUAUGAAGCAGCGCGGUCUCUGGCUUUGCUGGGUUGCCUAGAGACCUCUGUAAUGAAAGUGCUAAUUAAACACCUAAAGUUGGUGAGCCUGAACCGGAGAGAAGAUACAUUGGCUGCUCUGAAGGUCUCUCUGCAAGGAUGGUCAAUGAUGCCCGCAUUUGAGUGGUAUUGUAUAGGUGCCCGGUCCAGUUUAAUCCGAAAUCUAGAGCGGUUGGUGAAUUUGCAGGAUCCAUUGGAUGAUGUAGCCUUCAAUGCAGCCCUUUGCUUGGGGUACUUGGACAAGUCAAGUCCAGUCGCCCAAGAGAUGAUGCUCAUGUGCCUGGCCCAGAAUGACUGGAAGAAGAAAAAUCAGGCUUUAGUCAUGCUGGUGAAGCAAAUGGGCAUAAUGGACGGUGUCAUUAUCCGGCGCAUUCUAGAUCAGCUUCAACGUUCUCCUGUGUAUCAGCAUCGUGCUGACGCUGCGAGGUUGUUAACCAUCAUUGGGCUCGAUGCAAUCCAGCAAGAAGGCAUGGAAGAGGAUGUGUUUAACAUGCUUCUGGAGAAGUUAUCCAAUGAACCAUUACUGGUCGUCAGGCAGUCUGUUGUCCUGGCUGUCGAAGAACUGAAGAUGAAGAAGCGAGUCUGGGAUAUUGUGGAGAAGCAGCUGAAAGAUGAGAAAGAGGAGAUCCGAAAGCAGGCUGUGAUUGCAUUAGGUGUCCUUGGUAUUCGCCAGAAAAAUGUGUUCUUUGCCAUGCUGGAAAUGCUGGAACUAGACUCCAGUGAGGAUGUUCGCAUACAGGUUAUCAGGGCAUUUACCUCUUUGGGAAUGAACAACAUGCAUGUGAGGAAGAGCCUUAUGCACAAGGAACAGACUGAAGGGAUUCUAGCCAGAGAAUCUGCCAAAGCCUUGAAGAUCCUUGGUAAAGUCUCUGAUGCCCAAAAAGAGUUAAGGCUCCAGUCGUACAGGGUCUACUGA
Molecule: messenger RNA, 1509 nt
Organism: Elgaria multicarinata webbii
Lineage: Eukaryota; Metazoa; Chordata; Lepidosauria; Squamata; Anguidae
Gene: HEATR9
Product: HEAT repeat containing 9
Exons: 16
Coding region: 1-1509 (502 amino acids)
Source: RefSeq, a predicted model, not a curated record